Molecule: messenger RNA, 1025 nt
Organism: Patiria miniata (bat star)
Lineage: Eukaryota; Metazoa; Echinodermata; Asteroidea; Valvatida; Asterinidae
Product: aryl hydrocarbon receptor repressor-like
Exons: 2
Coding region: 722-1003 (93 amino acids)
Biological process (GO): regulation of transcription by RNA polymerase II
Cellular component (GO): aryl hydrocarbon receptor complex; nucleus
Molecular function (GO): transcription cis-regulatory region binding; protein dimerization activity; nuclear receptor activity
Source: RefSeq, a predicted model, not a curated record
UGACUGCUACGUCCGGAGGGGUGUACACUGUUUCCACAUUUUCAUGUCACUUUUAACCCUCGGUAUUUCACAUUACUAGACGCCUUCCUGGAUUAAUAAGUCAGACAUGAACGGCAGCAGUGUAUUGCGAGAAAGUCGAGUCAUCAACUCAUCCUCAAGACAUUGCCAGCACAUGAAACUGACUUGGACGGCGACUGGAAAUUUACUUUGGUCGCGCUGAAGUUAGUUUUGUACGUGGUGUGGAUCCAAUGUUUUGGUAGCACAGACUAGACAUCUGAGUCAUAUUGACAUUCGGUGUGCAGACAUUGUGCGGCGAGCACACCGUGUGGUUUGGCUGUGAAAACCUCCGUUUUUAACUCGCAUUUCUCCAUUCCUUGGAACUCCUUUUCGGCUGCAAAAUACCAUUGGAUAUAUCCAGCAGGAUUUGUGGACCCGGUGGAAGUACUAGUCGGCUUCGAACGUGUGGGAAAGGUUGCAAAACCAGGCUUUUUCUGUGGAUAACUUUUGGAGUGUUUUGGAAAGUUUGUGAAGUUGUGCACAAACUGACCAUUUAUUCAGUUUUGGAACGCUCAGUGCAGUGUAUGCGUGCAGAUAGCAUCCUAUGAUUUGAAUGCAGGAUGCAUAGGAUGAUUGAAUGGUGUUCUUCUUUUUCACUUGGUCCUAGUUGGUGAUUACUGGAACAGUUUUCUGAAUAUUAUUUCUCUGCAAUCGGGAUAUCACGAUGUCGUCGUCGGCAUAUACAGAGUCCGUGGAUGGAAUUUCACAAAAAAUGUACGCGGGAAAGAGGCGUCGCAGGCCCGUCAAAAGGAACCCCACGCACACGGUCGUCGAGGUGAAAUCCAACCCCAGCAAGCGUCACCGCGACCGUCUCAACGCCGAGCUGGAUCGCCUGGCCAGCUUGUUGCCGUUUGACGUCGACACCAUCUCCAAAUUGGACAAAUUAUCCAUUCUGAGGCUGAGUGUCAGCUACUUGCGCAGCAAGAGUUACUUCAAUGGUGAGUGAAAAGGCAGAAAGGAUAGAUAUU